This is a messenger RNA of Salvelinus namaycush (lake trout), 1713 nucleotides long. RefSeq names its product probable G-protein coupled receptor 176. Gene Ontology annotation, molecular function: G protein-coupled receptor activity. The transcript is spliced from 4 exons. Gene Ontology annotation, biological process: G protein-coupled receptor signaling pathway. NCBI's taxonomy places the organism in Eukaryota, Metazoa, Chordata, Actinopteri, Salmoniformes, Salmonidae. The record is from RefSeq and is a predicted model, not a curated record. Bases 1 to 1713 code for a protein of 570 amino acids. Gene Ontology annotation, cellular component: plasma membrane.
AUGGAUGUUAGGAGUUGGGUUCCAACUGCAGGAGAUGGGACCGCGAAUUUUACCCCGGCCUACCUCCUGCUGGAUCCCCAUAACGGGUCAGGUCCAACACCUACACGGUUGGAUAACGGUCCGUUCAACGAUGUGACGCGGUUGGACGACCAGGAGCGCUACAUCACAGAUCAAGCCUACCGGGACUUCACCACUACCAUCCAGGUGCUCAUCCUCAUAGGAUCCCUGUUGGGCAAUGCCACUGUUCUAUGGUGUACCUGCUGUACCAAUGUCUUCAAGUCGGUGACCAGUCGCUUCAUUAAGAACCUGGCGUGCUCAGGGAUCUGUGCGGGUCUGGUGUGUGUUCCUUUUGACGUGGCUCUAGGGGCCAGCCCUCGCUGCUGUUGGUGGCUACACACUCUGCUGCUCUGCAAGGCCCUGAAGUUCCUCCACAAACUCUUCUGCUCCGUCACCGUGCUCAGCUUCUCCGCUAUCGCUCUCGACAGGUACUACUCUGUCCUCUACCCUCUGGAGAGGAAGAUCUCAGAAGCCAGAUCACGUGACCUGGUUAUCUACAUCUGGAUCCACGCCACCAUCGCCAGCGUGCCUGUGUUCGCCGUCACCAACGUUACCGACGUGUACGCCACCUUGUCAUGUUCCGACGCCCACGCCCGCUCCUUGGGUCACAUGGUCUAUGUGAUGAUCUACAACGUAACCACGGUGAUCCUUCCCCUGGCGGUUGUCUUCCUGUUCAUGGUUCUGAUUCGCCGAGCCCUUAGCGCCAGCCAGAAGAAGAAGGUGAUUAUUGCAGCGUUGAGAACCCCUCAGAACUCCAUCUCUAUUCCGUACGUGUCGCAGCGCGAGGCUGAGCUACACGCUACAUUACUAGCUGUAGUUUUAGCCUUCUCGGCCUGUAGCGCCCCCUAUGGGGCGUUGGUGGUAUACCGCACCCUUCUCGGGGACGGUGAGGAAUUGUCUCCUUCUCUCCAACUCACAGCUAUCUGGCUGCCAAAGGUGUCUCUCCUCACCAACCCUCUGCUGUUUCUGACGGUGAACCGCACGGCCAGGCAGUGCCUGUUGGAUGUUUUAGCCCGGGUCCACAGACGCUACAGCCGGCGUAACGUAGUCAGCACUGGGGCCCUGGGGCUGGGGCUAGGGGGCGAGGGAGGGCUGGAGGGGUCGGCUCAGGCCGGGAGCCAGCUCCUGGAGAUGUUUAAUAUCGGACAGCAGCAGAUCUUUAGGCCGACCGAUGAAGAGGACGAGGAGGAGGUAGAGAAUGAGAUACUUUCGUUUGGUUCAGGGGGUGGUGGGGGUUGUUCGCAACCCAAAGAGAACCACCUUGGAGGGGGUAGACUAGGGGGACACGAAGGGGAGAUGGUUCUACAGAAGGAGACCCAACCAACCAGAGAGAGUGUGCUAGUGACUAGAGAACCUCCUCCUCUCAUAUUGCCCAAGGUCUCCGCUGCCCCUGUCCAUGCCUGCUCUUACACCUCCUCGUCACAGGUGGCGCCAGCGACCCCCACGGAGCCCGACGACGCCACCCAGUUUGGGUUCGGUCCAUUCGAGCUGCCGCCCCAGUGGCUGCCGGAGACCAGGAACAGUAAAAAGAGGCUCCUCCCACCGCUGGGGAAUACCCCCGAGGAACUGAUCCAGACCAAACAGCCACGCCCACGGCCAGAACGACGAAUCAGCAGGAACAACAAGGUCAGCACCUUUCCCGUUGUCGACCCUUAA